This is a messenger RNA of Salvelinus fontinalis (brook trout), 429 nucleotides long. Its product is annotated as minor curlin subunit-like. The coding region runs from base 1 to 429 and encodes 142 amino acids. The transcript has 2 exons. NCBI's taxonomy places the organism in Eukaryota, Metazoa, Chordata, Actinopteri, Salmoniformes, Salmonidae. The record is from RefSeq and is a predicted model, not a curated record.
AUGCGAGUGGAGGAAGCCAGCCGUGCCCAACGAGAGUAUGGAUCCUCCUCCACUGUCACGGUGGAUGAGUCUGGAUCCUCCUCUUCUAUCACGGUGGACGAGUCUGGAUCCUCCUCUUCUAUCAUGGUGGAUGAGUCUGGAUCCUCUUCUGUCACGGUGGAUGAGUCUGGAUUCUCCUCUUCUGUCACGGUGGAUGAGUCUGGAUCCUCCUCUUCUGUCAUGGUGGAUGAGUCUGGAUCCUCCUCUUCUGUCAUGGUGGAUGAGUCUGGAUCCUCCUCUUCUGUCAUGGUGGAUGAGUCUGGAUCCUCCUCUUCUGUCACGGUGGAUGAGUCUGGAUCCUCCUCUUCUGUCACGGUGGAUGAGUCUGGAUCCUCCUCUUCUGUCACGGUGGAUGAGUUUGGAACCCUCCUCUUCUGUCAUGGUGGAUGA